UUGGUGCCAUGCUCAACCUCACCUCCACGCGUGGGCUCUUCAUUGUUAAUUAAAGCCACAGCCAUGCUACCAUCCACUCUACAGUAUACCACUAUGACCGACACACCUCAUCCUACCGCUUCUCGCAACACCUCAGCUUCCACAGUUCCCCUCCUCCCUGCGACACAGGACUCAGAGGAGGCACCGCCUCACCUCUGCACGCUCUCUAAACGAAAUGUGUUUGGCUCUUUAUUCUCUCGCACCUUACCCAAGUAUAGUGGUCCCUACCCGGUUGGCGUCCGCGACGUCGAGCUAUCGAUACCCACGGAGACCUUUGGUGACUUCAGACACAAGUCUAUGCCAAACGUAUCUGCUGGCCUCAGCAUUGAUACCGUCCUGUUCUCCCUCUUUUACCCAGCUGAGAUAGAUCCGAAGACGAAGAACAAGAAUGUAGUCUGGUUCCCUAGAUUAGCCCAGACAGUAGACGGCUUCAUCAGGAUGGCCAAUAGAAUGCCCAACUGUGUCUAUAGAACAGUAGCAUACCCAGCUGCAGCUGCAGCUAUUUGGGGCACGACCUUCCCCGGCAUGCAAGACGCACCACUCAAGAACCCCCCUGAGGAGGGGCAGAAGUGGCCCAUCAUCAUCUUCAGCCACGGAGUGGGAUGCUCCCGGCUUAUGUAUUCCUCCUUCUGCGGCGAAAUGGCUUCGCGCGGGUACAUCGUCGCCGCCGUCGAACAUCGCGACGGCACUGGUCCCUCGUGCCGCGUGACGAACGAGCACGGCGACACGAAGGACCUCCCCUGGGUGCAGUGGUCCGACCUCGAGUGGAGCGAGACCGCGCAGCAGCCGAUGAACGACACCACGCUCCGACACGUGCAGCUCGAGGUGCGCAAGGCCGAGGUGCACCACGUUCUCGAAGCGUUCCGCAAGAUCUCGCGCGGCGUGCGGGUGCGUGAGAACACCGCUGGCGCGAGGCAGGAGGGGAAAAGAAGGGCGGGCGCGGGCGCAGGGACGGGUGCGGACUAUGAUUGGUCGAGGUGGACGGCGAUCGAUGUGGAGAAGCCGAUUGUGGCGGGGCAUUCGUUUGGGGGGACGUUGGCGAUCGCUGCCGGCGAUGACAACCGGUUCAACUGGACGCACGUCGUUGCGUUCGACCCUGCCGUGCAGCGACUACCAGGGCUCGACCCAUGGCACGGCAAGAUCAAAGCCCCCCUGCUGGUAAUAAACUCAGAAGAAUACUGCUUCGGGCGCGAGUUCCCCAUCCUCGUGCAGGACAUCAUGCCCUCCGCCGAAUCCGCCGACAUGUUCAUCAUCCCCGGCUCGACGCACCCAGCGUUCUCGGACGUCUUCCUCAUCCUCCCGGACUACAUCAACCGCCUCACGGGGCUGAGCGUGAACCCAUUGGCCGUGAUCGACCAUACGAUCGACACGACGUGGAAAUUCGUGCGCGGGUGCUUGGGCACCGUCGUCAACGACGAGAAGCUACGCGUUGUCCGGGGUAUGAAACUCACGCGUGGCGAGGUUGGGCCUGUGGGUGAGUUGGUGAGUUGGGUGCCUGCGUGAGUGAGUUGUGGGACGACCAUUUGAAGAUGCGGGUGUUGUGUGCUUAAGACGGAUGUUGGGCAAGAUUCCAGGAGAGGGUGGUUAACGAUGUAUUUUUGAAACACGGACAGCGUAUAUAUCCACCGACAUUUUGUGUACCCGAAGAACAGUCUAUAUUAUGUAUAACGACAGUCUAAUAAACACGCGAG
Messenger RNA from Coniophora puteana RWD-64-598 SS2, 1730 nucleotides. RefSeq lists its product as uncharacterized. NCBI's taxonomy places the organism in Eukaryota, Fungi, Basidiomycota, Agaricomycetes, Boletales, Coniophoraceae. Gene Ontology annotation, molecular function: 1-alkyl-2-acetylglycerophosphocholine esterase activity. The transcript has 7 exons. The coding region runs from base 64 to 1542 and encodes 492 amino acids. The record is from RefSeq and is a predicted model, not a curated record.